Molecule: messenger RNA, 3387 nt
Organism: Vicia villosa (hairy vetch)
Lineage: Eukaryota; Viridiplantae; Streptophyta; Magnoliopsida; Fabales; Fabaceae
Product: putative pentatricopeptide repeat-containing protein At1g64310
Exons: 1
Coding region: 297-1958 (553 amino acids)
Biological process (GO): RNA modification
Molecular function (GO): RNA binding; protein binding
Source: RefSeq, a predicted model, not a curated record
UCCAUCCCGCUAGGCUAAUUUCAUAAUAUCCAAAUCAAAUUAAAAUUAAAAAAAAGACCAAACUUGAGUCCUAAGUUAAUCAUCAUAUUUUUUUUGUUGAGAUUGUUAACCGUUCUCCCUCGCAUCUCUUUCCCUCAAUUCCAUACCAAACGGACGUCUUUGAAAGCUGCAAACUACACCAAUUCUUGCUGUUUCAGAAGCACACUAUUAUUUCAUACUUGUAUCCUAAUUCUUGUUGCUGUUGUUGUUGUUACUAUCACACAGCAAUUUUACUUUGUUACGUGUUAUCUUAAUUAAUGUUGCCUCAGUUUCAGUGGCUCCAUUCUGAACUAACCAACAUUUGCAAGUCUCUAUUUCGUGUAAAGCAGUUACAUGCUUGCCUUUUGAAAACCCAUCUCUCACAAGACCCUUUUUACGCAACUCAAAUCAUUAGACUUUAUGCAUUUAACAAUCACAUUAACUAUGCCUAUCACGUGUUCGACAAAACUUCCACCCGAAGUGUCUAUCUCUGGAAUUCCCUGAUUCGAGCUUUUGCCAAGACUCAAAGAUUUAGCAAUGCAAUCUCUCUAUUUAGAACCAUGCUUGAGGCUGACGUAAGGCCUGAUAAUUAUACUUACGCUUGUGUUAUACGUGCAUGCUCUGAUAAUUUUGAUUUUGGUAUGUUAAGAGUUGUUCAUGGAAGUGCUGUGUCUGUUGGGUUGGGACUCGACCCUAUUUGUUGUAGUGCACUUGUGAGUGCUUAUUCAAAACUUGGUCUUGUUCAUGAAGCGUGUAGUGUGUUUAAUGGGAUUGAUGAGCCGGAUUUAGUGUUGUGGAACUCGUUGAUUUCUGCUUAUGUGUGUUCUGGUAUGUGGGAUAUAGGGAUUCAAAUGUUUAGCUCGAUGAGACGUUCUGGGAAGAAGCCUGAUGGAUAUACAUUGGCUGGAUUACUUGUGGGUAUUGCAGAUUCUAGCUUGUUGAGAUUUGGCCAAGGAUUACAUGGCUUAAGUCAAAAGAAUGGGCUUGAUUCUGAUUCUCAUGUAGGUAGUUUAUUGGUGAGUAUGUACUUGAGAUUUAAGUGCAUGGACUCAGCUUAUCGAGUGUUUUGCAGUAUUUUCAAUCCUGAUUUGGUUACGUGGUCUUCUCUAAUAGCUGGGUUUUCUCAGUGUGGGGAGUAUCAAAAAGCAUUGUUCUUUUUCAAGAAAUUAAACACGGAGAGCAAGAAACCGGAUUCUGUUUUGGUUGCUACUGUGUUGGCUUCUAUAGCUCAGACAGCGAAUGUAGUACCAGGAUGUGAGGUACAUGGUUACGUUCUUCGGCAUGGAUUGGAAUCAGAUGUCAAGGUCUCCUCAGCUCUCAUAGACAUGUAUUCAAAGUGUGGUUUUCUGAACUUGGGAACUCGUGUGUUCGAGAUGAUGCCUGAACGGAAUAUAAUUUCUUAUAAUUCAAUAAUUUUGGCUCUUGGCUUGCAUGGAUGUGCGUCCGAGGCUUUUUUGAUGUUUGAUGAGAUACUCAAGAAAGGAUUUAUACCUGAUGAAGCAACAUUCUCAGCUCUCCUUUGUGCUUGCUGUCAUGCUGGCCUGGUCAAAGAUGGCCGCGAGAUUUUCAAGAGAAUGAAAGACGCAUUCAACAUCAAAGCUAGACCUGAGCAUUAUGUUUACAUGGUGAAGCUUCUUGGCAGUGCUGGGGAGUUAGAAGAAGCCCACUAUCUCACUCAGUCCUUACCUGAACCAGUAGACAAGGCCAUUCUGGGAGCCUUAUUAUCAUGCUGCGAUUCUUAUGGAAAUUCUGAGUUGGCAGAAACUAUAGCUCAGCAGAUUUUUAAAAGUAAUCCUGCUGACAAUGUUUACAAGGUUAUGCUUUCGAAUGUAUAUGCUGGGGACGGGAGGUGGGAUGAUGCUAAGAAGUUGCGGGAUAAAAUAACAGGAGGUCAAAAGAAAAUGCCUGGAGUUAGUUGGAUUGAAGGCAAUUAUUAUUAAUUCUGAAAAUAUAGAUGUGCUUCAAAUUUGAUAGACUAUAACUGCUGUCAGAUAUAAAGAGGCAUCCCAGAAAGGUAUUAUAAUGUCAAACAUAGCUUUUCUAAACUUUUUCUUCAUGUAUAUCUUUUAACUAACUGGACUUGUAUAAUUAGUCUGGCUAAUAAUGUCUUGCAAGAGAAUAGUGCACUCUUAUCUGUAAAGUUACACAGUUGGGGAGAAUAUCAUUUGAAGUUUAUGUCUGAUACUGGUAGAAAGCAGCACAUUAAGAGUAACAGCUUGAAUUUUGUUUGUUUGUAUAUUAGAGCAAAUUGAUUGAAAUAUCUGUAACGAAGGAGCUCAUAACAGUGUAAAAUGUAACAUACUAUACCGUUUGGGCGAUGCAUUUGGCGACCCGUUAAAUGAGGCCAGUGUAAAAUAGGCUUGAGUUGUCUUUAUUAAAUACUGUAAUUCAUCACCAAUCUUACUUUGUUUCUUUUUCUCAGUAUUUUUUCAAACGUCUUAACAACAUAUAAAUAUGAUUCAGCAUAAACACUAAUUUUGUAUAUUCUUUUCUUUUACAAUUUAUGCCUCUUUGUGAAUUAGCAUAAAACUAUCUGAAAAUAAAUUCAACUACAUUUUUGCUUUCAGUAGCUAAACUCAGGUGGUGCCUAAAUACUUUCUCAUGCUAUUCAGAAAUUGAACUCUGGCUCUUUUUGGUGCAACCUUAAAUUGAUUUUACUUGCUGAACCAAUUGGUAACUUGUUAGGAUGCUAAAUCUAAACCCUAACAAAACUAGAGAAAAGCUGUAAAACUAAGAGAAGGAUAAAACUAAACUAUAAAAAUUAAAUUUCAUUUCUUUCAUUGAUAUCUCAAAUGUGUCAAAGACACUACAUAUAUAUAAUAAUACUAAAUUACUAAUGAAUAAUAAACUAAAGGCCCAAUACUAAUUAAAACCCAAUUCAACAAUAUUUAAAGAUCCUAAGAACAUUCUAGGGAACAUUACAAAAUAAAAUACUAAUCUAAAUUCUACUCCUAAUUUAAUAUCUAAAAUAUUUAUUUAAUCAUAACUCUUACUCUAUACAUAGUUUGGGAAACAGAAACCCUGAAAGUAGAAAUGCAGUGGGUUUUGUCCUUGUACCAAGCUCUUGCUGAUGAUUUCACUUCAGUCAGAUUUUGAAAAUUUUAGAAAAUUUAUGCUUCAUACAUAACUUGGAAGUGUGCAAUCCCCAGUUUAAUAACUAAUGUUCCAAAGUCCAAAUAGUACUCUGGACUUGCAUGAAAAUUGUAAUUAAUAUAGUCAAUUUUUUGAUAUAAAAGUUUAGGGCCCCGAGAUUUUAUUCUAUUACAAAGUCAGGGAAUGCCACAAACAAAAAAGUGGGAAGGGGGAUGUUAAAAUUUGCGUAACACGUACAUGCUUUUGAACCUUAACUUACUAUUUCUAAUAGCUAUU